This is a messenger RNA of Chinchilla lanigera (long-tailed chinchilla), 2602 nucleotides long. It is a transcript of the gene Hcrtr1, whose product is annotated as hypocretin (orexin) receptor 1. Bases 228 to 1505 code for a protein of 425 amino acids. The transcript is spliced from 8 exons. Gene Ontology annotation, biological process: G protein-coupled receptor signaling pathway; feeding behavior. Gene Ontology annotation, molecular function: orexin receptor activity. Gene Ontology annotation, cellular component: membrane. The record is from RefSeq and is a predicted model, not a curated record. NCBI's taxonomy places the organism in Eukaryota, Metazoa, Chordata, Mammalia, Rodentia, Chinchillidae.
CUGGCCCCCUCCCCAGCCCCGCGCCCAGGCGCCGGGCCUUUCCCGGAGGAAGGCGACGUCCCGGGCGCAGGGUCGAGGGACCAGCAGCCGAAAACGCCCGGGUCCCGAAGCCAACAGAAGCUUUAGGCUGGGACCUCAAAGGCCUGGGUGCAACUUGAGGACUGGACCCGGCUCCCCCAUCCUCGCAGAGCCUAGGAUGCCCCUUAGCUGCUGUGGCUCCUGACCUCAUGGAGCCCUCUACCACCCCAGGGGCACAGACCGGGGUCCCCACUGGCAGCAGGGAGCCAUCCCCCGUGCCUCCAGACUACGAAGACGAGUUUCUGCGCUAUCUGUGGCGUGAUUACCUGUAUCCGAAGCAGUAUGAGUGGGUCCUCAUCGCGGCCUAUGUGGCCGUGUUCCUUAUAGCCCUGGUGGGCAACACACUGGUCUGCCUGGCAGUGUGGCGGAACCACCACAUGAGGACGGUCACCAACUACUUCAUCGUCAACCUGUCCCUGGCUGAUGUGCUGGUAACGGCCAUCUGCCUGCCUGCCAGCCUGCUGGUGGACAUCACUGAGUCCUGGCUCUUCGGCCAUACCCUCUGCAAGGUCAUCCCCUACCUACAGGCCGUGUCGGUGUCAGUGGCAGUACUGACCCUCAGCUUCAUCGCCCUGGACCGCUGGUAUGCCAUCUGCCACCCGCUGCUGUUCAAGAGCACCGCCCGGCGCGCCCGGGGCUCCAUCCUGGGCAUCUGGGCCGUGUCAUUGGCUGUCAUGGUGCCUCAGGCUGCUGUCAUGGAAUGUAGCAGCGUGCUGCCUGAGCUAGCCAACCGCACCCGGCUCUUCUCUGUCUGUGACGAACACUGGGCAGAUGAACUUUACCCCAAGAUCUACCACAGUUGCUUCUUCAUCGUCACCUACUUGGCCCCACUGGGCCUCAUGGCCAUGGCCUAUUUCCAGAUCUUCCGCAAGCUCUGGGGCCGCCAGAUCCCCGGCACCACCUCAGCGCUGGUACGGAACUGGAAGCGGCCCUCAGACCAGCUGGAGGAGCAGGGACAUGUUCCCAGCACGGAGCCCCAGCCCCGGGCCCGGGCCUUUCUGGCCGAGGUGAAGCAGAUGAGAGCUCGGAGGAAGACGGCCAAGAUGCUGAUGGUGGUGCUGCUGGUCUUCGCCCUCUGCUACCUGCCCAUCAGCGUCCUCAAUGUCCUCAAGAGGGUGUUCGGGAUGUUCCGCCAGGCCAGCGACCGAGAAGCUGUCUACGCCUGCUUCACCUUCUCCCACUGGCUGGUGUACGCCAACAGCGCGGCCAACCCCAUCAUCUACAACUUCCUCAGUGGCAAAUUCCGGGAGCAGUUUAAGGCUGCCUUCUCCUGCUGCCUGCCCGGCCUGGGUCCCUGCAGCUCUCUGAAGGACCCCAGUUCCCGCUCCUCUGGCAGUCACAAGUCCCUGUCCUUGCAGAGCCGUUGCUCCGUCUCCAAAGUCUCCGAGCACGUGGUACUCACCAGCGUCACCACAGUGCUGCCCUGAGCUAGGGCCACCCUGCAGGCUCUGGGAGGUGCAGCUGACUCCUGCCUGGGCUGCUCCUCUGGCUCCUGGGAUCUACCCUGGAAAGGCUGCUGGAUGCAGCGAAAGGCUGAAGCUCCAGUCCUGAUUUUCUGCCUGUGUGACUCUGAGCAAGUCAUUCUCCUGUCUGAGCUUGUGUUCUCUAAGCAGGGUUGAUGUGAAGCUUAAGCAUGCCCAAGGAAGUCAAAAGCUCUUUGUAAAUUGUGAAGUGCUGUGGAUAUGGUUGCUAGUGUACUUCUCUCGCUUGGCCAUACCUGACAGUACCGCCCGCCCUCGUCAUCCUGGAUGUUGGCCUUCCUCCCAAAGACCCGUCUCUCUCCUGCCAAUUAGAGACCCUCCCUGGCAUCUGCUAUAAAGGUCCCCACAGCAUUUCCAUCUGGACCAGGGGCUCCCUAAAGCCCAGGGCUGCACUUGGCCAGCUGCCCCGAUGCCUGUGUGAACUAAUCUGGAUCCAGUCCUUCAGAGAGGCCACAAGCACAGCCCAUCCUCACCAGGUUCCCAGUGCACACACAAUAGGUUGGACCCUGUUGGCUUUGUGGUGUGAUAAAACAUUCUCCACGCGGUCGUUCAGCACGGAGGCCAGCAGCCCGAAGCAAUUGUAAUUAAAAGCCUGGCACUGAAUGUUCCCUUUCCUUGUCAUUACACAAAAUCUGUGCUGCUCAGGUUAGGAGUAGAAGGUGGGGCAACUAGGAGACGAUGAGAAGGUACUGGCAUGCUGUUAUCUGCAGAUCUCCCCUUCCCCCGCUCCCGGAUGGACUUGGCCAGGCCUCAGAGAGCACACAGGGCUGCCUCCUCCGUGGUGCCAAGCAUCUGAUGCCCACACUGACCUUUCACACACUGCCUGCUCCCAGCCCAAUAGCCUCUAGCAAGAAAGAGGACAUGGGGGACAGGCAGCAGGUGAAGGGACUUACUGUUCCUUCACCUUCUUGGAAAUCAGGGCUUCUUUAUUCUCUAUGAACCCACAGGCUAAAAAGAGAAAGCUACAGACUUGGCCAGACGUGCUCCAGCUGCCACUGAGAUGAUUACAGGGCUGCCAGAGGCCCUGAUCCUCAUUGGCAGAG